Messenger RNA from Pantherophis guttatus, 1746 nucleotides. It is a transcript of the gene DSN1, whose product is annotated as DSN1 component of MIS12 kinetochore complex. The record is from RefSeq and is a predicted model, not a curated record. Gene Ontology annotation, cellular component: MIS12/MIND type complex. Gene Ontology annotation, biological process: chromosome segregation; cell division. Lineage: Eukaryota; Metazoa; Chordata; Lepidosauria; Squamata; Colubridae.
CCUUGGUCUAGCUCUAUGGACUAAGUUGAUACUGCUGAAGUUCCGCCUCCUUCUGUCUCAGCUAUGGACGCAUUUUAGCUCCAGAGCUCAGAGCUGAGCUUGGAAUUCCCUGGAUAAGCACAGAAGGUAUUCUUCCAAAGGCCUUGGCUCAACAGAUCAGUUCUCAAGACAUGCAGUCUGCUUCUGUAUGUGGAAAAAAGGCCAAGACAUUGGAAAAUGUGUAUAACCAAGAGAUUGUGGCUGCUGAAUGCUUUGUCAAACCAGAAAAUAUUGCUAGUGGUAGCAGUGCGAUCCCACUUGAAAUGACCGACAGCCAUUCAGCGAUGUUGGUCGAGACUAGCAAACAAAAAUACCAUCCAGAAUAUAAUCGGAAGAAUGAAUGUUCCUAUGGGCUUGAAAAAGCAUCCUCGCAGGAUGUUGAUCCUGAAAUACACCAUGCUUCAACUUCAUUUAAUGUAUCCUUUGGAAAGCUCCCUAGCCCAAAAGUUGCACGUCGCUCCAUGAGUCGCUUCAGUCUGAAACAAGGUGUUAAUCGCCGGAAGUCACUGCCACCUUUUCAUGUCGAUAUUUUGGACUUGAGUAAGGCAAUCAGCCUGGAUUUGCCAGAGGCUGAGAGAAUGGCAGCACUCCUCCUUUCUAGUUUCCAGUACUCUGCCCAAAAGCUUGAGCAGUCUCUGGGGCACAUGGAAGGCUUUAAUUUUGAAACUUUUCAGCAGAAUGUGAGCUCACUUUCAGAAGAGUUGAGGCUCCAUAUAAAGAAACUGAUCCUCGAUGGAAUGGUGCAGAAAUGCUUUGAUGACCCCAAAUGCGGUCUGUCAGAUCCUGCAUUCAAUGAAUUGGUGGCUGCCUUAAAGGACACCAUUGCGAGGUUUUCAGCAGAGAAUCAAGCUUGGGAUGAGCUACUUCUGUCUUACCAGAAAAAAAUGGAAGAAAUAUCCAGGCAGCUAGAGUCAUGCGAGCUGAAACAAGCACCAGAGGAAUCUUGCAGCUACCUUGGGGCAUCCCAAGCCCAUGUACUUCAAGCCAAGCCAGACUAUCAAAAAAUACUGGAUUGUCAAGCAGAAGUCUUUUAUUGUCUAGAGGGAGUGCUUGAUGAAAUCAGUCAGAUGGUAAAAGUUUGUCAGACCUAUGUGGAAGAUACUACAUUAUAUCUCCAGAAACUAUCAGCACAACUUGCAUCCAGAACUUUCCUGAGAUUAGAGAAAUCACCAGCCCGAAAACUUCUGAGGCUUUUCCAGACAAAAUCAUCUGUAUUGCCACCUCCAAAGGAUUAAAGAAAGUUUCAGUUUCAUUUUGCUAACAGGCAUUUCUUCAAGACAUUCUUCAUCUGACUUUCUAAAACUCACUUUGGAAAUAUCUAGGUAGGCCAUAGCUGUUAGCAACUUAAAUAUUGGCUUGGCCAUUAUUACUGAAAAGAGCAAGAAGCUGAUCUCUCCACCGAUGUAUGGUAGUGGGGGUGGAAAAGUAAGAGAACAACAGAAAGAUAUAGCAGCUUUUCAUUCUGUGUUUGAGCGUAUUUUUCUCCAUUCUACUAUGAACAUUUGAUGAAUAGCAGACACGUGUGUAAAAGUCUUGCAGUAUUUUUAGCUGCUUUGUCUUGUGCACUGUCUUCAAUAUUCUGAUGCUACUCAGAAAUAAAUUUUAUACUCCUAGAUGUGAAAAUCAAUUCUCACAUAGACCGGCAAAUAUUGGUAAAAAAUAGUAUUGAUUUCCAACUGGAAUGAUUAAAGGUUUUCAGGAGUCCCA